Messenger RNA from Musa acuminata AAA Group (dessert banana), 1295 nucleotides. RefSeq names its product transcription factor PCF2. Gene Ontology annotation, cellular component: nucleus. The record is from RefSeq and is a predicted model, not a curated record. The transcript has a single exon. Gene Ontology annotation, molecular function: sequence-specific DNA binding; DNA-binding transcription factor activity. NCBI's taxonomy places the organism in Eukaryota, Viridiplantae, Streptophyta, Magnoliopsida, Zingiberales, Musaceae. Bases 129 to 1187 code for a protein of 352 amino acids.
UUGUAGGGUUUCGAUCGAUCCCAUCUUUUGGUGUUGGGAGAGCGCGUGCGAUCUGUUAAUUCUCGGGAGAGAAGAGAGGAGGGAAAGAGAAAAGCUGUGAGCUUUUCCGCAGAAGGUAAGGCGGAGGUAUGGAAUCCCAGAGGGGCGACGGAGACGACAGGCCGGGAAAGAGUGACCUUAGAGCCGGUGGCGGCGAUGGAGGUGGUGGUGUAGGAGGCGGAGCGGUGGCGACCCCGCCGCCGGCGGUCAUACCGGUCCACCGAUUCAUCGUCCCCAAGCCGGAGCACAUCGAGAUGUUGGGGAUGGGUGCGUUCCAGUUGAUCCGGAGGCCGGCCAGCCGAACCAAGGACCGCCACACGAAGGUUGAGGGCCGGGGCCGGAGGAUCCGGAUGCCGGCGGCGUGUGCCGCCCGCAUCUUCCAGCUCACCCGCGAGCUUGGCCAUAAGUCCGACGGCGAGACGAUACAGUGGCUCCUGGAGCGCGCGGAACCAGCGAUCCUUGCCGCCACCGGCACCGGUACCGUCCCCGCCAUCGCCACCAACGUCGGAGGGACCCUCAAGAUCCCCACCGAGGCGCCUACCUCCGCUCCGGUGACCUCCACAUCCGCCCCUGCGGCCGCGGACGACCCGGUUGCUCCCGACGACGAGGAGGCGGGAAAGAAGCGGAGGAAGAAGCUCCAGCCGUCGCGGACGGGCCGUAGCGCAGCCAUCGCCAAUCACUACCCCGUGCAAGACCCGUUGCUCCCGGUGGGGGGUGCGAUCUCGAUACCCUCUGGCCUGGCACCGAUCGGGGCAGGGGUGCAGGGGGUGGUGCCCAUGUGGGCGCUCGGAGGCAGCGCUGCGGGGGCCAGCGUGAUACCGCCGGGAGCGCUGUGGGUGCUGCCACAGCCGUCCACCGCUGUGGCGGGCACAUCGAGCCAGUCACAUGUGUGGACGUUCCCCCAGACGCCGCAGAUCAUCCAGCUUGCCUCGGCCCGUCCGAUAUCCGCUGGAGGGCUGUUCUCGGGCGUCAACGUGGCCACCGGGCCGGAGGGUGAGCCUUCCGCCGCGAGCCCUCCUGCGGCGGGUAGGAAGCAUGAGCCGCGACUGAUGUCAGCUCCCGUCGCUUCGCGACGCGGGCAGGUGCAAGAGCUAGACGAGGACGACGAAGACGAAGAAGACGAGGACGACAGCAGCGCCGAGGACUAGAAUUGGGUCCAAGAGUUGCCUUCUUCGUUUCAUUCCUCUUCUAUUGUUGUAACAGUGUGCAUCGUCCGAAGUCGGUCGACUCACAAAACCCAUUGUUCGACCAGCUCA